UUUUCUCUUCGGUCACUGCAAGUAGCGGGGCACAGUGCCGACUAGAGAGAUGGUGGAAGGACCAGGAUGUACUCUGAAUGGAGAGAAAAUUCGGGCGCGAGUGCUCCCAGGCCAGACGGUGAUAGACGUGCGGGGAAGUGCUCUUCAGAAUCUGCAGAGCCCCGCGUUGCUACAGGCAGUCUCAGGGCUCCAGGUCUCUUCACAGGCUGCUGCACUGAAUAAUAAUAAAGAGUCCAGACAGAAUUUCUUGCAACAAUUUAAUGGAUAUAUUUACAGUGGUGUGGAAACUUUGGGGAAGGAGCUCUUUAUGUACUUUGGCCCAAAAGCUUUACGGAUUCAUUUUGGAAUGAAAGGCUCCAUCAUGAUUAAUCCACUUAAACAUAAAAGUAAAAAUGGUGUUUCUCCUGUUUUUGAAGUGCAGCUCACCAAAGAUUUGAUUUGUUUCUUUGACUCAUCUGUAGAACUCAGGAACUCAGUGGAAAGCCAACAGAAAAUAAGAAUGAUGGAAGAAUUAGACAUAUGUUCACCUAAAUUUAGUUUCUCAAGAGCAGAAAGUGAAGUUAACAAACAGAAAGGUCGGAUGCUAUGUGAUGUGUUACUGGAUCAGAAAGUGUUGCCUGGGGUAGGGAACAUCAUCAAAAAUGAAGCACUCUUUGACAGUGGUCUCCAUCCAGCUGUUAAAGUUUGUCAAUUAACAGAGCAACAGACCCAUCACCUUGUGAAGAUGAUUCGUGAUUUCAGCAUUUUCUUUUACAGGUGCUGUAAAGCAGGAUCUGGUGUUUCUAAACACUACAAGGUUUAUAGACGUCCGAACUGUGGUCAUUGCCACUGCAGAAUAACUGUAUGUCGCUUGGGGGAGAACAACAGAAUGACCUAUUUCUGUCCUCAGUGUCAAAAAGAAAAUCCUCAACAUGUUGACAUAUGCAAACUACCAAUUAGAAAUACUGUAGUCAGUUGGACAUCUAACAGGAGGGAUCAUCUUAUUGACUUGGUGGCUCAGAAGUCUGAAGAGCAAUGGACAUGUUUGGUCUGCACACUAAUAAAUAAGCCCUCUGCUAAGACAUGUGAUGCUUGCUUGACCUCAAGGCCUAUUGAUUCAUUGCUCAAGAAUGAAGAAAAUACUAUUGCCUUUAGCAACCUAAUGAAGUAUCCUUGUAAUAGCUUUGGGAACACACAUACAGAAGUAAAGAUCAACAGGAAAACUGUAUUUGGAACUACAACCCUUGUCUUAACUGAUUUUAGCAGUAAAUCCAGUACUUUGGAAAGAACAAAAAGCCAGAACCAGAUACUGGAUGGGGAAUUUCAAAACUGUCUUCCUUCAAACAUUUGUCUUAGUGAUACACAGCACCCCUCCAAGGAGAGAACAAACUAUAUAACUCAACUAUCUAACAAAGUAAACAUAUCACCUUUGGUCUGCUCUCAGUCUGAAUUAUUUAGUCCAGCACAUAAAAAAUUGAAAACAACCCACCACUCAGAACCUGAUCUCAAAAGUUGCAACCUUGGAUUUUCUAACAGUGUACACCAAACGAAUAUGACGGCUGGUUCUUGUACCUUAAAUGCUGGUGGCCCUCGAUGCAGUAAACACAACCGCCACUGUGUUCUCCGAGUUGUGAGGAAGGAUGGCCCAAACAAGGGAAGACAGUUUUAUGCUUGUCCUCUGCCUGGAGAAGCACAAUGUGGAUUUUUUGAAUGGGCAGAUUUGUCCUUCCCAUUCUGCGACCAUGGCAGGCGCUCCAUCAUGAGAACAGUGUUGAAGAUUGGACCUAAUAAUGGAAAGAAUUUUUUUGUGUGUCCUUUUGAGAAAGAAAAACAGUGCAAUUUUUCCAGUGGGCAGAAAAUGGACCAGGAAUAAAAAUUAUUCCAGGAUGCUAAUAUUUUCUCUUUCUGUAGAAUGUCUGGCACUUCAUCCUUUCAAACUUUUUAUAAUGUAUACACCCCUUUGUUUAAUAAGAAAGCUUGUAAAAUACCUCAUGUAACCUAAGUAUGCAGUAUUUGAGACGAGGUCUUUUUUUUUUUUAAUGUGUUAUCCUGUGGUAUUUUUUUCCCUUUUAUCUUAAUGAAUGUACUCAUUUCAUCAGAUGGGCAGUAUAUUCCAUUUAUAAUGUAUAUUUAAUGCAUGUAAUAAUUACAAUAAAGUUAUCUUCAGUA
Messenger RNA from Sciurus carolinensis (gray squirrel), 2148 nucleotides. RefSeq names its product nei like DNA glycosylase 3 (gene Neil3). Lineage: Eukaryota; Metazoa; Chordata; Mammalia; Rodentia; Sciuridae. Gene Ontology annotation, cellular component: nucleus. Gene Ontology annotation, biological process: base-excision repair. The record is from RefSeq and is a predicted model, not a curated record. Bases 50 to 1852 code for a protein of 600 amino acids. The transcript has 10 exons. Gene Ontology annotation, molecular function: DNA-(apurinic or apyrimidinic site) endonuclease activity; zinc ion binding; DNA N-glycosylase activity.